Closterium sp. NIES-67 is the source of this 2277-nucleotide messenger RNA. Lineage: Eukaryota; Viridiplantae; Streptophyta; Zygnematophyceae; Desmidiales; Closteriaceae. The record is from the annotation of a GenBank genome assembly.
CUCCAUCAGACCUUUCUGUUGAGAAUUCACUGUCGUCUGCCAGGUUCGCCUAAGCGGUUUGGUCGUCGUAGUGGUAAAUUUAUCAUGAGUGUCGCAGCCUCCUAAUCUGCAUUCUCCGUCGCGAGUUCCAACCCCACUGCGGAUUCGGGUGUGACCACUGCAAGACGGCUUUCGUUCCGUAUGAUAGUCCUUUCAGCGAAUCUUCCGGACGUCACAACACUCUUUGAGACCUCAUAGUGACUGCCUGGCAUGGUGGAUCCUUGACGCCUCUUGUCUGCUCCCUGAUCGCUCCCUGAUUGCUCCCGAUACACGCUGAUCCGCUAGCCGAAAGGCCAGCUGUCGGCAUGGACUCGACGCUGCUGCUGCUGUUCACUUACGUGGCAGUGCUGGGUUUCGUCCUAUUCGUCCUGCUGUUUGGGGAAUCGACGUCGUUCGAUGGCACCGUUAUAAGCACCGCGCAUUACUGGAUCACGUCAGGGAUCUUCGAGAUUCCAUUUUACCUUCUCGGUUUCUUCUUCGGCGAGAGAGGAGAACGAGCCGGGGACGUCAUCUUCCACUUCUGCUGCGAGCAGCGAAACCCUCUCUUCCAGAUCUUCUACCUCGUCUUGGUGAUUGGAGGCUACUACGCCUUCCACUAUUACUGCAUGGGUUUCAUCCCUGGGCCGUACCUCUCCUCCAUCCACAGAUACACUGCGCCGGCAGCUCUUAUCGCAGCGCUCACAACCUUUGUCAUAGCGAGUGUGGCUGACCCCGGUACAGUCACAUCCGCUACAGUCAAGCAGACGCAGGCGGUUUAUCCAUAUGACGGGGUCAUCUACACCAGGAAGAUCUGCUCCUCCUGCAAGAUCCCGAGGCCUGCCCGCGCCAAGCACUGCAGGGUGUGCAACCGCUGCAUCUCCCGAUUCGACCACCACUGUGCAUGGGUGAACAAUUGUGUGGGGGAGAACAACUUGCGCUUCUUCCUGCUCUUCCUCUUUGUAAACAUUUGUUUCCUGGCCUAUGGAGUGUUUGGCGUGUGCUCGAUUCUGGCGGGGGAAAUAAUACGCAACCAUGUCAUCACUGCCAUCAUAGCGCAUGAUCCUUCCAGGGCGCACGUGUCUGGCUGGCUACCUAUUCUCGUUCAGUGGCUGACUGUCUACUUCCAUCGCCAGUGCACCCUGCUGCUCUUCUUCCUCGUCAUCCUCGUGGUUCUCUCCUGCUUCCUCCUCUACCACCUCUAUCUCGUGAUUACCAACGUCACCACCAACGAGACCUACAAGUGGACACAGUACCGACGGUGGGUGGCACACGAAGCUACCAGGAUGCUGCAGCAGCAGGAGCAGCAGAGAGAAGGGAAGGAGGUGGAUGUGGGUGCAGGGGAGAGUGCCAAAGGGGAGAACAGCGUAGAGAAGAACACUCAGGAAGAGGGUGGGGGGGAGAGAGGAAAGGCGGCGUUAGAGGGAGGAAGGGAGAGCGAGGAGAGGAAAGAGGAGGCGGUUGAGAGGAAAAGUGAGUGUGCUGAAGCAGAGAGAGGCAAAGUUUCUGUGAAGGCAAGGAGUGAUGGAGGAGCAGGAACUGCAGCAGCAGCAGGAGGAGCAGGAGGAGCAGCAGGAGGAGCAGCAGCAGGAGGAGCAGGAGGAGCAGCAGGAGGAGCAGCAGGAGGAGCAGCAGGAGGAGCAGGAGGAGGAGCAGCAGCAGGAGGAGCAGGAGGAGCAGCAGCUGGAGGAGGAGCAGGAGCAGGUGGAGCAGCAGGAGCAGCAGGAGCAGCAGGAACAGCAGGAGCAGCAGGAGGAGGAGCAGUGGGAGCAACAGCAGAAGUAACAGCAGCAGCAGGAGCAACAGCAGCAGCAGGAGGAGCAGGAGGAGCAACAGCAGGAACGGGAGAAGCGACAACAGCAGCAGGAGCAACAAGGGGAGUGCGGGCAAAGAGGGAGCAUGCGAUUGGGGUUGACUUUUCGAGGUUACAGGUGUGCAAAUCCGGUGAUGGGUGGUUCUCUGCCUUGUGGUCCAAGGUCUUUGGUGGAGCAGACCGCAAUCACACCUCAAGAAAAUGGGUUGAUCCUGCGAGUGUUCCUGUAGAAAAUACAUACAAUAGAGGGGUCAUGUAUAAUAUAACUGAGGUGCUAGCACCUGAGAGGAUUUAUGCCGAGAGGCAGCAGAGGUUAGGCUUGAGAGGUAGCGGCGAAAGAGGGUUAACGGCAAAGGGAUACACCACCCCAAGAAGCAAGAAGAAACAGGCCUGAUGUUUUGUUCAUAUGCUAGUUUUUUGCAAUCAAUGCUAUUUUAUUGAGUUCAUGU